This is a messenger RNA of Drosophila busckii, 2574 nucleotides long. RefSeq names its product microspherule protein 1 (gene Rcd5). The record is from RefSeq and is a predicted model, not a curated record. Bases 19 to 1731 code for a protein of 570 amino acids. Lineage: Eukaryota; Metazoa; Arthropoda; Insecta; Diptera; Drosophilidae. Gene Ontology annotation, molecular function: G-quadruplex RNA binding; protein binding. Gene Ontology annotation, cellular component: Ino80 complex; MLL1 complex; NSL complex. Gene Ontology annotation, biological process: positive regulation of transcription by RNA polymerase II. The transcript has 3 exons.
AAAUAUAUAACUUAAAGCAUGGAAAACACACAAAUAACACCCGCAAUAACAAAUACAUCAACAGCUGCUGCUAUUAGAACAACUAUGGCACCUGUGGCAGCUUCACAAAUAGUAGGCGUGAUAACGUCAACUGUCAAUUCAGUAGCAGUGACAACAACAACAACAACGUCACCGAGCACUUUGAGUAAAACUCCCAUACACAACUUGCCAGUUGAGUUGCAAAACGAAGCUGCUAAGCGCAGAAGCUCCUCGCGUACAAUCAAACGCAAACGUUUCGACGACGAAAUUGUGGAAUAUAACAUAACUAUACCGACAAAUCGUGGCAGCGCGGAUCCUGGUCGCAGCAAUCGACCACGCACCACAUCACAGAAUUAUCCUGCGGCAGCCACCACAACAACAACAACAUUGCUACCCACUACGGUAGCAGUUGCAACAGUAAGUGCGCCAGAAACGCCGCCGACGCCUGCUAGUGUGGAAACGUUGCCUGGUACGCCAAGCAUAGUGUCAGUAAUCGCUACAACUUCGCCUGCAAUAGCCACAGCAGCGACGCCUAUAACAACGCUGCCUACAAGUGGCGCGCCAUUGCAACAUACACUGCCCCAAAGUUUACCCAAAGCGCGACCAGUGAUGUCUACCACCGAGCGCCGUCCACGCCCGUCGCGUCCUGCAAACACUAGAAAACCACGCCGCAAUGGUCGACCGCUGGCACAGAUGGCCACCAAGGAUUUGGGUCGCUGGAAGCCUAUAGAUGAUCUGGCCUUGGUCAUAGGCAUACAGCAGACCAACGAUCUGCGCAUGAUACAUCGUGGUGUAAAGUUCAGUUGCAAGUUUACGCUGCAGGAGCUGCAGCAGCGUUGGUAUGCGCUGCUCUAUGAGCCUGCUGUCUCACGCAUAGCUGUGUCUGCUAUGCGCAAUUUGCAUCCGGAGCUGGUGGAGUCAGUGCAGCGCAAGGCGCUCUACAGCGUGCAGGAGGAGGAUCUGCUGGGCACCAUUAAAAGCAGCGAAUCGCCCAAGUUGGAGCAGUUUCAGGAGCUGCUGGACAAGAAUGCUGGCACUUUCUAUUGCGCACGCACUCCCAAAUCGCUGCAUAAUCAUUGGCUGCUGCUCAAACAGUAUUGUCUGCUGCCGGAUCAAAGUGUUAAGCCGCUGCAGGGCUCUGAGCAGCCUUUGAGCUUCUCCGAUGCUGAGGAUCACAUAUUCGAACAGGAUCUGCAUGAGCCACGCGACGAGGCGCUGGAAAUUGAACUGGCUCUAGCGGAUCGUCGUAAUAAGCGCGAUAUACGUCUGCUGGAGAACGAACUCUCACGCUGGGGCGUGCUCGUGGACUCUGUGCUGGGCCCUACGGCUGCCAGCGAAUUUGAUAAUCAGACCUUGGCGUGCCUUUGUGGACGUUUAGUGCGCUAUUUGAUGCGCUCCAAGGAGAUAACAUUUGGCCGCGAGGCCAAAGAGUGCGGCGUCGAUGUCGAUUUGUCAUUGGAAGGACCCGCUGCCAAAAUCUCACGUCGUCAGGGCACCAUCAAAAUGCGCAGCAAUGGAGAUUUCUUUAUAGCCAACGAAGGUAAACGUGCUAUAUUUAUCGAUGGUACGCCCUUGUUAAGCGGCAAUAAGACGCGCUUGGCGCAUAACUGUACUGUGGAGAUAUCGGGACUGCGUUUCACUUUCUUGGUCAACUAUGAGCUCAUCAAUGCCAUACGCCAAGAAAGCGCCAAGACAUCGAAUCCUUUGAACUAAAGUUAAAGUCGAAAUUAGUUAGCAUGUAGUUUACAUAAAUAAUUAUAAUUAAAGUAUAAAUUAAAUGCUGAAAUUAUGUAUAGUUAUGUGUGUGACUUUGCUGCAAAAGUCAAAGUAAGAAUAUGCAUAGUACAGUAGAUAUUGCGCUAUAUACGCAACUACAGGCUGUCUCAUGUUCUUUGGUACAAACAAUUUGCAUUGUUUUUACAAUGAAAAUUACAAAAAAUAUGCUUUCAAAUAUAUGAAAAAAAUGUUAUUUGAAAUUUAUAUAAUUUUAUAAAAAGUAAAUGGCGCAAACAUUUCGGCUAAGAAUGUAGCUAAGAUCAUGCGACACCCUGUAUUUAAUUUGAAGCAAAAAUUCAGACUUGUGCAUAUUAAAGUUAAACCACAACCAAUAACUACUGCACAAUUGAUUUAUAAUCUUGACACCCACUUGCAAAUAAACUGUGGCUCUAGUUUUCUUAACAAUUGCGGUCUGAUCUGCAUAGCCCACGCUAGCUGGUAACACCUACGCCAACUUUUAGCCUGGUCUGGGCCCAAGAACAACGAGCAGUUAAAUUUAAUUUGUUAGCUAACUCGUAAGCUGUUAUUAAUUACAGAACAGCGCGACGUUCCUUCGCUCUUCAACAUGCUAAUCGUUGCUAAGAAUAAAAAGUUCUGUUUUGGGAAUUUCUAGACACACACGCGAUUGUUAACAACAAAAAAAAGAAUUGCUAAGCGCAUAUGUAUGUAAUUAUUUGCGUAUUUAAAUAAAGAGACUUUGUUAAAUUACAAGGCACACACAAAACUCUUUUAAGCAUAGAUAACUAACUAAUUUUAAGCUGUCUAACGAGGCGUAUGCUU